Messenger RNA from Fundulus heteroclitus (mummichog), 5424 nucleotides. RefSeq names its product cytochrome P450 26B1 (gene cyp26b1). Bases 925 to 2463 code for a protein of 512 amino acids. Gene Ontology annotation, biological process: sterol metabolic process. Gene Ontology annotation, molecular function: monooxygenase activity; oxidoreductase activity, acting on paired donors, with incorporation or reduction of molecular oxygen; heme binding. The record is from RefSeq and is a predicted model, not a curated record. The transcript is spliced from 7 exons. Lineage: Eukaryota; Metazoa; Chordata; Actinopteri; Cyprinodontiformes; Fundulidae.
CAUACUCACACACACACACACGCACUGAGGGUGACUUGUAUAUGCAGCCAGCAGAGAAAGAGAGAGAGAAGCGCUCCGAGAGACAGAAAGGUGCACAGAAAGGAGAGUGGACGGCAGCAGCAGACAGAGCAGCAGCAGCAGCAGCAGCAGGACGGAGCAUCUCCUGCGCAUCACUGCAGCUUCACGGAUCUAACUCCUCACAGAGGCUCGUAAACUUUUUAAAAUAUAUGUUUUUUUUAAGUUUUGGAUCUGAAUCCCGCGAUUCCUGGAAGAGUUUCCCCUUUAAACCAACUUUUUUCCAUCCCAGUCCAGAAGUUUUUCUUUUUUUUUUCUUUAAAAAAAGUUUAAACUUCUGUUGGCUCUAGGCUCGGCUUCACUUUUUCCACGUGUCCUGGCAUCUCACUUCUUUUUUUUUAAUUAUAAUUAUUAUUUGCCUCAAAUUUCCAGAUAUCCUUUUAUUUCUAACUCAAUUUUUUUAACCCAGAAACUCACAAAAAGACUGAAAAUGAACUUUCACACCCCAGGAGCGUCCCCGGUCAGGUGUGAUUCUGGUCCCAGAUGUUUAAACCAUUAAAGCAAACUUGACUUUUUGCUGACUUCCCUUUUCUCUCUGAAAGUUUGAGAUCCAAGCGUCACCUGCUUCACAUCUCAUCCUCUCAGCCAACGGCGAUCUGCGCCCUGGAGACGCCAAAAGCGCCGCUUUGUGAUUAUCCUCAGCACACAUCCCAUAUCGCAUCUCCACACAUCAAUCAGUCCCAGCAGAAGCGCGCCGCUUCCAACCUCCGGGAGCGUUUGGGGAGCCUGAAGAGGCGCUGCGCCUUUUACGCGCAGAAAAGAACGAGACAACUCAUCAGCCGGGUCUACAAAGCGUGUCCCAGACGCGGGUUUAAGCUCUCCACAAUCAUUUCCCCCAUCAUCCUCAUCAUGCUGUUCGACAGCUUCGACCUGAUCUCGGCUCUGGCCACGCUGGCCGCCUGCCUGGUGUCCAUGGCGCUCCUGGUCGCGGUGUCCCAGCAGCUCUGGCAGCUCCGGUGGACGGCCACCCGGGACAAGAACUGCAAGCUGCCCAUGCCCAAGGGCUCCAUGGGCUUCCCCUUCAUCGGGGAGACCUGCCACUGGCUGCUGCAGGGUUCGGGCUUCCACGCAUCGCGGAGACAGAAGUACGGCAACGUGUUCAAGACCCACCUGCUCGGCCGUCCUCUGAUCCGAGUGACGGGCGCCGAGAACGUCCGCAAGGUGCUGAUGGGCGAGCACACGCUGGUGACGGUGGACUGGCCCCAGAGCACGUCCACGCUGCUGGGACCCAACUCUCUGGCCAACAGCAUCGGAGACAUCCACCGCAAGAGGAGGAAGGUGUUCGCGAAGGUGUUCAGCCAUGAGGCCCUGGAGUCCUACCUCCCCAAAAUCCAGCAGGUCAUCCAAGAGAGCCUCCGAGUGUGGAGCUCCAACCCCGAGCCCAUCAACGUCUACAGGGAAAGCCAGAGGCUGUCCUUCACCAUGGCGGUCAGGGUGCUCCUCGGUUUUAGGGUGGCCGAGGACGAAAUGAGGCACCUGUUUACCACCUUUCAGGACUUCGUGAACAACCUGUUCAGCCUGCCGAUCGACCUGCCGUUCAGCGGCUACAGGAAGGGUAUCCGUGCUCGAGACACCCUUCAGAAAGGCAUAGAGAAAGCCAUCAGAGAAAAGCCGCUGUGUUCCCAGGGGAAAGAUUACAGCGACGCUCUGGACGUCCUGAUGGAGAGCGCCAAAGAGAACGGCGCCGAGCUCAGCAUGCAGGAGCUCAAGGAAUCAACCAUCGAGCUGAUCUUCGCUGCCUUUGCCACCACCGCCAGCGCCAGCACCUCCCUUAUCAUGGCGCUGCUCCGCCACCCUCAGGUUCUGGAGCGCCUGAGGGAGGAGCUGAGAGGCAGGGGCCUCCUCCACAAUGGCUGCCUCUGUCCUGAGAGAGAGCUGAGGCUGGACACCAUAAUCAGCCUCAAGUACCUGGACUGUGUCAUCAAGGAAGUGCUGAGACUCUACACGCCGGUCUCCGGGGCCUACCGAACAGCCAUGCAGACCUUCGAACUGGAUGGAGUCCAGAUUCCCAAGGGCUGGAGUGUGAUGUACAGCAUCCGGGACACCCACGACACCGCCGCGGUCUUCAAAGACGUGGAGGCCUUCGACCCCGACCGCUUCAGUCAGGAGAGGAGCGAAGACAAAGAGGGCCGCUUCCACUACCUGCCGUUCGGCGGCGGCGUCCGCUCCUGCCUGGGGAAGCAGCUCGCCACGCUCUUCCUUCGCAUCCUGGCCAUCGAGCUGGCCAGCACCAGCCGCUUCGAGCUGGCCACUCGCCAGUUCCCGCGCGUGGUCACGGUUCCUGUGGUUCACCCCGUGGACGGGCUAAAGGUCAAGUUCUACGGCCUGGACUCCAACCAGAACGAGAUCUUGGCAAAGUCAGACGAGCUGCUGGGGGCAACGGUGUAAUACGGGCAGGUGCUUAUUAUGGGGGGUGGGCGGAGAGGUUCUUUAGGGAGAGGGUUGAUGGAAGGCAAAAAAAAUGAUUUUUUUCCUUCUUCAGCUUUGUUCUUCCGCGUUGGAGCGUACCUUUCAGACUUUUCGUGUCUUCUAACAGCUGAUGAUCAGGACUUUUCUUCGAGAGAGGAGGAAACUGCCAAAAAAAAGCUUCUUAAAUAUGCUCUAUUCUGUGUAUUUCCCCGAAGAAGUACGCAUACAAAAUAUGUAGAAAAAGCUAUCUAAUAUAAUUUGAGUAAGAGUAGUGCACAACCAGACUUUUGGUGAAAUGAAGGGUUGAGGUGAGAAAAGUAAAGUUACUGUGUUUUGAAGAGAGGCGGGAGCUAAAACAGGGUAUAGAGAGAAGGAUUAUAAUUGUCAACCGUUUUGCUUGUGCUUAAAUUCAACAAAUCAGUUUCAGUUGUCUUGCAGGGUACAAGAGAUGGAUUAUAUAUAAACAGAGUUUUUUUUUUCUUUCCUUAUCUGGUUUUACACUUUAAGCAGAUCUGUUAAUUUGAGAUUAGCAGCUGGUCUUGCACCCAUGUGCUAAAACGUGUAAUAUUUUGUCUGAUACAAGGAUAAACAUAAAAAAAACAAAAAAAAAAACAAUCGGUUACAAAAAAAAGAUCCAGGACAAAAUUGCUUUGAUUGAACGGAUUUGUUUAGCAUCUUUUAAACUACGCUUAAGGAAUCCUUUAGUGCCGAUCUCUAAUAUCAGCUUGAGUUGAAAACAUUCGAAAAACUGUUCAGUUUGGUCGGUUUUAUUUAUGUUCCGUUUGGUUUGCCGUUUAUUUGGAUUGGAGAAUACAAAUACAUAAUGUAUUGUUAGCUUUACUGUUAGGAAACCACUUGAUUAGGUCCAAACCCACACUUGGUUAGGUUUAGGAUUAACUAAACUUUAGGAGUUAAACUUACAUGGUUAAGUUAAGUUUGAAAUCAAAUUUACUCGAUUAGGUUUAGCAGAAAAAUCUUGCUGGUCGGCUUUAAGGACCAAACUUAGUUAUGUUUAAUUGUCUAAAUUCUUACCCAAAAACUUCUGCUACCCAACAAUGACACUAAAUUGUAUCACAGUUACAACAUUCAACACCUGUUAAAGGAAAGAUUAACUCUGAAGGAUACAUUCUACUUUUGAUUUUUGAGAAAACGGCAUAACUGAACAACUCGAUGAAGGAUCCAGUUGGAUCCAAUAAAGUUUUGGGAUUCAGUUUUCAGAACUGUGAAUCCUGAUCUGUCAAUCAUUACUAAACAUUCAAAACAGAUUUAUACCUCUAUUUCUUUUUCUAAAAAAACAAACAAAACAACAACAACAACAACACAGGUUGCCUGUUCCCAACACUAAAACAACAUGAACUUGAAUGUUUCCUGAAUAUUGCUUAACCUAGUAAUGCUGACCUUAAACUCAGGUGCAAAGAAGACAAUGUAAAAAAUUAGUAUCCGCUUUUUGAUAUUUUUUUCUGACUGCAAAAUGAAAUCUUUACUAGUAGCUUUAAUUUUGUAGGUGAAACAACUACCUGGCUAAUUCCAAUUUUAGUUUUAGCUAAUGCAUUCAUCUAUGCUGUCGCGUUAAGAACUAGCACAAUUUUCAGUUUUUCUAGUUGAAUUCUGUGUUCUUACCAAUAAGCAAUGUCACCAAUUUACGCCGAGAUUUAAUCUCUUGGAUAAUUAAUUUGUCCGUACAGUUGUUCUCAUAAAGCAGUGCACCUUCUUAGGCUUAAACCCGGGUUAAGAGGUCCGGGGAUGUGGUGAAAGUAAAGGAAGAGACCUACAUACAUGCUGCUUAAGUGCUGCCUUAUCUUUGUCUUUAUCGUGCACUUCAUUUUAUCGUCCCACCACCACACGGAGGACAGCGGUGUUUUCUCGUCGCUCCUCCGGGUCAACAGUGAGACUGCAAAGCGAAUUCCUUCCCAGAAGGCUCGAGGUGGUUGCGCAAUCAGAACCUUCGGAGUUUGCGCGUUCCGGCUACCCCACAUGGAGGGGGGCGGGGCUUCCUCAGACGUUCCAGACUACUCCGGAAAGAGUUCUGACGCGUCACAGAAAAGGACCAAUGAGAUGUCAGGCGCGGGGCGGGGCUUGCGUCUACAACGCUUUUCCUAUUGGACGAUCUUGAUGGACUUUGCCUGUGCCACGCCUUUUUUUUUUUUUUUCAUUUCUCCCAACCACACCACUGAUUUUAUUUUUUGUUUUAGUUUAUAUUUUCACAACAGAAAAAUAUGAAAACUGAAAGGGUUUGUUUUGCUGCUUUUCUUGUAUACAUUUUCAAAUUGAAAGUUAUAGAUUGCAAUAGUUUGUACUGAGUGAGAUUUGUUAUGUCAAUUCAUUUUAAAGCAUUUCUGAAGCAUAAAGAGCAUUAAUAGGGUUAUUGAUAGGUGUCUAUUAAUUUGUACAUUAUUCCUUAUCAGAAUAUGGGGAAAAUAACUAUUUACAUCAACUAAUAACCUAAUAUUAAUGUUAUUGUAUGAUUAAUAUUGUUGGUAUAAGAUAUUUGAAAUGCUAUUUUUUAUUCUAUUGCAGAUUUAGAGAUUUUAGCCUACAUGAGAAUGUCUUUGGUAAAUAUUGGAUGUAUUUAGAAUGUUACGGAUUUCAGUUUAUAUUGUAAACAGUGUUUAAAAUGUUGAUAUUGUUGAUUUGAUUACUGUAAUAAUUAUUAUUUUUGUUAUCCAGGCUUAUUAUCACUGCAUUUUAUUUUACAUUAAUUAUGGAAACAGAAAGCACUUGCCAGAUAUGUUUAUUUUUUAAGUGCCAUGCGACUACAGUUCCCUCUUCCUUUCUGAAGCUGUCCCUUGUCCUUCUGUACAUAUUUGCAAUUCUUUUUACAGGAAGAAAUGUUCAUCUAGUUUAAUUAUGAAUGUCUUGUGAUAGUUUUUCCCUUUUGCUUUUUUGUUACCAAGAUUGCUAUGUGUACUCCUGUAAUAAACCACAAAGAAAAAAAAUAAA